This is a messenger RNA of Linum trigynum, 7413 nucleotides long. NCBI's taxonomy places the organism in Eukaryota, Viridiplantae, Streptophyta, Magnoliopsida, Malpighiales, Linaceae. The record is from the annotation of a GenBank genome assembly.
CACUAGGUUGAAUAUCUCCCUUUGUUCCUCUGGUAAAGGAUAAUUGUUCAUGGUCACUUAGCUUUAACCUCAGUGUCAAACCACACUAUACCCACCAUUUGAGGGCGACCCAUCGAAUUUGGCGAGUCCAAGUGAUGACGAUCGAAGUGAUUAAUAAUUGUUUGGAAAAAGAGCAAAAUCCUUUUGGCAACAUAAAAACUAUAGCUGGCGGCUUAGUGGGAAGCUGAGGUAAUAGAGAGAGCUUCUUCAUAUUCAUUCGUGCACACAUUGGACAAGUGCAUAAUUAGAGAAAUUAAAAGCAACCAAUUCCAUAGAGAAAUUAAUAUAUUUGGCCCCUACAAGUAGCUCAAAGAACGGGGAUUCUGUCUCUUUCUCCCCCUCCACAAUUUUUAUCAUUUAUGUCGAAAAUUAGAUGGAGAAAAGUAGCUCUAAUAAAUUCAAAAGUAAUUCCUCUCUACCACUUGAUUGAUCAUGAUGGGGGAAAAUCAACUUCCUUUUUGGUUUAAAGACAAACAAAUUAGCUAUUGAUAGAUAGAGGCACUAAGAGAGGAUAAGAUCAUUGGAUGAGGGGGUUGAUUGAUGAUGAGUGAAUUCGUGUUUACAAAGGAACUUUGCACUCGAAUAUAUAGUUAAGAUGAGUUCAAAAUCUUGAUACCUAUGCUAUAAAAAUGUGAAAGGGUGACUCUAAAGAAAAUUUGGUUGGACGGAGAAUUCAAAUAUGAGACCUCGUCAUGGCUGAGUUCAACACCUGAAUGAUCAUUUGGGCUACAAUUUUUGUUGGAGGCUUCUUGAAAUUAAUCCAAAAUUUAGGGUUCAAUUAUUAUGCUUAGUGAUGAUUUGGGAGUGUGUUGAUGAUGUUUGGUUGUAUAGUAAAGCCUAGCUAUCUAGAUAUUGAUUAGGAUCAAUAUUGCUUUGCUCCAUGGUUAUUUAGGAAUAAUAUAUGUAUAGGAGUACUCUGAAAAGUAAAUUUGAUAUCAUUGAUGACUUUAGGGGUCCAUCACAAUCAUAAAUGGAGAGAACAUCCAUUUUGUUUAUUAUAUUUUCCCCCCUAAAAAGUUUUUUACAUUCACAAGACGGUCAACUAUGGAGUCAAAACAUUCCAUGACCAAUUUGAUGCCACUAACCUUGCAGAUAUUUUUAUUGAUAUAAAGCUUAACGUUAUAAUUCCCUCGCUGAAAGGGAAGAAUUUGGCGAGAGUAAAUGGAAAAGGACAUACCUACAUUUGUUUCAUUCUUGCCCAUUUGUUUGUUGAGAAAUUUUACAAUGCUAUAUAGGAUUUUACUUUUAAAGUACAAUUUAAAAUUGUACAUUUACGUUAUGGUACAACUUCAGAUUGUACCUAUAUUUUUUAUACAAAUUCUUUUAUGGUACAACUUGACCUUGUACCUUUAUGUGAUGGUACAACUUCAAGUUGUAAAGUUGUACCAUAACAUACAAAUUGCUUUAUGGUACAACUUAAACUUAUACAUUUAAUGUUAUGGUACAACUUUAAAUUGUACAUUAAAGUACCAAUACUAUAUAGCAUAGUAGAAGGGCUCUUGUUUGUCUUGUAAGAACAUAGCUAGCUAGGUAAUAGAAAGGACAGCGAAAGAUAAUUAAUUUUUGUAUUAGGGUAUAAACAACAUGAAAUUAUUUUGUUGGAUAUAGUGGAAAAUAAGGUUUACAAACCCUAUAAAAUAACUUAGGACAAGGAGGAAAGUUUCAUCACCCCUAUGAUACUUGGGUCUAUGAUUUAGAAGUAUUAACUAACUGCAGUUUCAGUAGAUUAGAUAGAACAUUUGACACUUUUAUCUACAAAAAAAAAAAAAACUUCAUGAAUAAGAUGUUAGUUAUUAUUGAUGGGUAAGAUAAUUUCCAAUUGAAAGCACUCUCUUUAAUUUGUAUUUUUGGUCAUACAUUCUCUCUCUAACUUAAUCUUUACAUUAUUAUACGUUAGCAAAAAAAUAAUAGAAGUAUGCUACUCACAAUCCACCCCACAUGCAGUGGGUAGUGGUUAACCACUAUCUGCUGCUGGUUGGUGCAGGUUGGUUGUGGACACAAAAUUUUCACAUUAAAUAUAAUAAUAUGAUAAUUAAAUUAUGAUGUUGUGUUUCUUCUCACACAAAAACAAAUACAUACAUAGGGCAUUCGCAUCCAAUAGGGGUGCAUGUGAUGAAUAGACCGACCACUUCUUUGCUGUACUGGCUGUACUUUGAUCGGGUGGGGAUUGAAACCCCUCGCUUUACUCGCACGUAAUGAAGGUUAGGGCGCCCUUUGCGCCCUGUUUUUACCAAAAAAAAAAAACAAAUACAUACAUUAAAGAAAGCUAAUAAAGUGUUAAAUAAAUUGUAAAUCUCGAAUACAAUAGUUUAGUUAGUGUAAAUUCAGAAGAGAUGGAUUUGGAAAGAGAUUUGAAGAUAACGGAGAGGCGGAGUGACCUGUUACCAGACAAACAUCGUUGCAUGUCACGGCUCCUCCGAUGGCAAUAACAGCAAAACACAAAAGUGGCUCGAUAAGUGGAGGCGCCCGCUUUUAAUAAAUCGAUUAUUCUUCACUCUCGAUUAUAGUAUUGUAUUGUUGGUAGCUGGUUGCAUGUUGUGUUGUUCGUGAGUUUGUGGAAAAAUAGAGACGAGAUUGGGUAUCUGGCAAACCUUUAUCGAUUAUUCCCCUUUUUUAACGAAUCGAUUAGUGUUGGGUUGGUCCAACUCAUAUGGUGGUUGGAUUAACCGGUUUGAGUUUGAGUUUUUUGUUGGUUUCUAGAAGAUCCUCUAUUUUCAAAAUAGAGAGUUAUUGUCUACUUAAAAGUAAAGAGUGGUGACAACCUUUCAUCUUCCUAGAGAGAGAGAAUCAGAAAAGAGAAGAGAUAAGGAAAAGAGAGAAGAGAGAAAGAGCUGCUGUUUUUCGUUUCUGCAGCAGGGCAGCCUGUUCAAGUGAGCGUUCUGGAAGACUGAACCGUUGGAUUGUCUUGAAAUUUGGGCAGUGAGUUUGCAAUUGUCUGGGCUUCAUUCUGACCGAAGGGAUCGUCAUUCUGAGGUCUAGUUAGUCGGGAAUCUCUGCUGGACAGAAGGUGUACGAAUCUGUUUUUGGGUAUCUCUCAACCUUUCUUUGUCUUGCUCUUGUUCUUGUUAUCCACCAUGUUGUUGAGAGCUAUUGUGGUUGAUUGUUGAUCCAAGAAGGGUGUUCUUGAGGUGUUUGUAAUCCUCUAGCUAGUCUAGAGAGGACUUGUAAUCCCACCAAAGUCUAGUGGAGUUGUGGCUUGGACAAAAGUCCCGUGGUUUUUCCCGAUUUGGGUUUUCCACGUAAAAAUCGUGUGUCUUGUGCAUUCUAUUCUUGCUUGUGGUUGCUGCCCGGUUUCUCAACAGUGGUAUAAGAGCAUUAGGUUGUUUGGGGGCUGUGUUUGGUGAAUGGCAAGAAUGGAUGACUCAAGUGGAGCAAUGAUUAAGUUGACAUCAUCCAACUACUCUAUUUGGAAGCCACGGAUGGAGGAUAUUCUGUUUUGCAAGGAUCUUUAUGGAAGAAGCAGAAAUCAAAAUUCCAAAUUCAAGAACUCUCAGAAUUAAAGUAACAGCCGAGGGAGAUCAAAAGGGAGAUCAAAAUCAUUGUCAAGACCAAGAGGAGAAAUCACAUGUUAUCAUUGCAACCAGCCCAGACACAUGAAGAGAGACUGCAGAAUCUUGAAACGGGAACAAGCUAGAGGAAAAGGUGUGGAAAACCGAGAAAAAGAUGAUACUGCUGCUGCUGCCACAGAUGGUGAUGUGGUCAUUGUUUGUGAUGUCGGUUUUGUUAACCUUGCUUGUCAAGAGAGUACAUGGGUUGUUGACUCAGGUGCCUCAUUCCAUGUGACCUCACGGGUUGAUUUUUUCUCUUCCUACACAAACGGUAAUAUGGUUGUGUGAGGAUGGGAAAUGAUGGCGCAUCAAAGAUUGUUGGCAUGGGUGAUAUUCAUCUAGAGACCAACACGGGUUGCAAGCUAGUCUUGAAGGAUGUGAGACAUGUUCCUGACAUGAGGCUGAAUUUGAUAUCCACGGGUAAGCUUGAUGAUGAUGGUUAUACCAACUAUUUUGGAGAAGGAAAAUGGAAGCUCUCAAGAGGUUCUCUUGUGGUGGCUAAAGGCAAGAAGGAAAGUACGCUCUACAUGACGAAUGCAAAGCAUAGCAAGGGAGGAAUUAAUGUUGUUGAGAAAUAUUCUUCCAUUGAGCUUUGGCAUAAGAGACUCGGUCAUUUGAGCGAGAAGGGGCUGCAAAUAUUUUCCAAGAAACAACUCUUGCCCGGAGCUAAAGAUAAAACUCUUGGUGGUGCAAGCUAUUAUGUUACCUUCAUCGAUGAUCACUCAAGGAAGGUGUGGACAUAUGCUUUGAAAACGAAGGAUCAAGUGCUAGAUGUUUUCAAGCAAUUUCAUGCUGAAGUGGAAAGGGAAACCGGCCUGAAGUUGAAGUGUGUAAGGGCUGAUAACGGGGGAGAGUAUAGAGGUCCAUUCGAAAGCUACUGCAGAUUGCACGGAAUUAAACUACAGAAAAGUGUACCCAAGACUCCACAACAAAACGGUGUCGCCGAGAGGAUGAAUAGAACAAUUUGUGAGAGAAUCAAGUGUAUGCUCUCACAUGCCAAGCUACCUAAAUCAUAUUGGGGAGAAGCAAUGCGGACAGCGGUUGAUCUAAUCAAUCUCUCACCAUCGGUCCCUUUGGAGGGUGACGUGCCUCAACGAGUAUGGACGGGAAAGGAAGUCUCAUAUGAACACUUGCGAGUGUUCGGUUGCAAAGCCUAUGUUCAUGUUCCAAAAGAUGAGAGAGCAAAGCUUGAUGACAAAGCAAAGCCAUGUAUAUUCAUGGGCUAUGGGCGUGAAGAGUUUGGGUACAGAUUAUGGGAUCCAAUUGCAAGGAAAAUUGUUCGGAGCCGGGAUGUGAUUUUUCUUGAAGAUGAGACAACUGAAGAUGUCGAAAGGGGUGAAAAGAAGAAAAAUACAGCAACUGGUCCGGUUAAUUUGGAGCCUAUAUCUUCAUCCCAAAUGCAUGAAAAUGUUGAGGAAGUAGUGCAUGAUGAGCCCCAAGGUCCACUAGAUCAAGAAGUGCAAGGAGAAGAGCAAUUGGAGCAAGAAGAACAAGUUGAAGAAGAGCAACCUCUAUCCGAACCAAGAAAGUCAACAAGAGAUCGCAAAGCUUCCACUUGGUACUCCCCUCAUGAGUACCUAUUGUUGACUGACGGCGGAGAACCCGAAUAUUAUCAAGAAGCCAUGUCUCAUGAAGACAAGGAGGAGUGGAACAAAGCAAUGCAAGAAGAGAUGAAGUCUUUGCAAGAGAAUCACACCUAUGAUUUGAUGAAACUACUCAAAGGAAAAAGAUCACUUAAGAACAAGUGGGUCUACAAGUUAAAGACGGAGGAAACUAGUUCAAAGCCUCGGUUUAGGGCGCGGCUAGUUGUGAAGGGUUUCAACCAAAAGAAAGGUGUUGACUUUGAAGAAAUUUUCUCUCCCGUGGUGAAGAUGUCUUCUAUCCGAGUUGUGCUUGGGUUGGCUGCAAGUUUGGAUUUAGAAGUUGAACAACUCGAUGUGAAGACGUCGUUUCUUCAUGGUGACUUAGAGGAAGAGAUAUACAUGGAUCAGCCGGAAGGGUUCGAGGUUAAAGGCAAAGAAGAUCUUGUAUGCAGAUUGAGAAAGAGCUUAUAUGGGUUGAAGCAAGCACCAAGGCAAUGGUACAAGAAAUUUGACUCAUUCAUGGUCAAAAACGGGUAUGCAAGAACUACCUCCGAUCAUUGUGUGUUUGUGAAAUACUUUGCUGAAAAUGAUUUCAUCAUUCUCUUGCUUUACGUGGAUGACAUGUUGAUCGUGGGUCGGAAUGUUGGAGAGAUUGGUAGAUUGAAAAAGGAGUUGAGUAAAUCCUUUGCCAUGAAGGACUUAGGACCGGCGAAACAAAUUCUAGGGAUGAGAAUCUCUAGGGAUCGAAGGAAUGGGAAAAUUUGGUUAUCUCAAGAAAGGUAUAUUGAAAGAGUUCUUGAGCGGUUUAACAUGAGCAAGGCUAAGGUGGUUAGUACUCCGCUUGGAGGACAUUUCAAGUUGAGUGUGAAGCAUUGUCCUACAAGUGAUGAAGAGAAAGAAGCAAUGAAUAAUGUGCCUUAUGCAUCAGUUGUUGGAAGCUUGAUGUAUGCCAUGGUUUGCACAAGGCCGGAUAUUGCUCACGCCGUUGGGAUUGUUAGUCGGUUUCUUUCCAAUCCGGGGAAAGAACAUUGGAGAGCAUUGAAGUGGAUUCUUCGCUACUUGAGAGGUACUUCUAGAGUGUGUCUAUGCUUUGGUAAUGGCAAGACCAUACUUGAUGGAUAUACCGAUGCUAACAUGGCAGGUGAUGUGGACUCUAGAAAGUCGACUUCUGGAUACAUGAUGACUUUUGCAGGUGCUGCAGUUUCAUGGCAAUCUAAACUGCAAAAAUGUGUUGCAUUAUCAACAACAGAAGCCGAAUACAUAGCCGUGACAGAAGCUUGCAAAGAGAUGUUAUGGUUGAAGAAGUUUCUUCAAGAGUUGGGCAUUAAGCAAGAGAGGUAUGUGCUCUAUUGUGAUAGUCAAAGUGCAAUUCAUCUUUGCAAGAAUCCAACUUUCCACUCAAGGUCGAAACACAUAGAUGUUCGAUAUCAUUGGAUUCGUGAUGUUUUGGAGGAGAAGUUGUUGAGCUCAACAAAGUGCAUACGGAUGACAAUGGUUCGGACAUGAUGACUAAGUCUCUACCAAGUAGAAAACAUAUCUUCUGUCGAGAUGAAGCAGGUUUGGUGCUACCCCCCAUAUGAGCUGGAGGGGGAGAUUUGUUGGGUUGGUCCAACUCAUAUGGUGGUUGGAUUAACCGGUUUGAGUUUGAGUUUUUGGUUGGUUUCUAGAAGAUCCUCUAUUUUCAAAAUAGAGAGUUAUUGUCUACUUAAAAGUAAAAAGUGGUGACAGCCUUUCAUCUUCCUAGAGAGAGAGAGAAUAAAAAAAGAGAAGAGAUAAGGAAAAGAGAGAAGAGAGAAAGAGCUGUUGUUUUUCGUUUCUGCAGCAGGGCAGUCUGUUCAAGUGAGCGUUCUGGAAGACUGAACCGUUGGAUCGUCCUGAAAUUUGGGCAGUGAGUUUGCAAUUGUCUAGGCUUCAUUUUGACUGAAGGGAUCGUCAUUAUGAGGUCUAGUUAGUCGGGAAUCUCUGCUGGACAGAAGGUGUACGAAUAUGUUUUUGGGUAUCUCUCAACCUUUCUGUUUGUAAUCCUCUAGCUAGUCUAGAGAGGACUUGUAAUCCCACCAAAGUCUAGUGGAGUUGUGGCUUGGACAAAGGUCCCGUAGUUUUUCCCGAUUUGGGUUUUCCACGUAAAAAUCGUGUGUCUUGUGCAUUCUAUUCUUGCUUGUGGUUGCGGCCCGGUUUCUCAACAAUUAGUUUAUCAGACUAUAUCUAUGGACUUGGUUUUGUUAUAAAAUAAACAUAUACCA